This is a messenger RNA of Boleophthalmus pectinirostris (great blue-spotted mudskipper), 3020 nucleotides long. RefSeq names its product HDGF like 2 (gene hdgfl2). Gene Ontology annotation, molecular function: double-stranded DNA binding; transcription coregulator activity. Lineage: Eukaryota; Metazoa; Chordata; Actinopteri; Gobiiformes; Gobiidae. The record is from RefSeq and is a predicted model, not a curated record. Bases 177 to 2135 code for a protein of 652 amino acids. Gene Ontology annotation, cellular component: nucleus. The transcript is spliced from 16 exons. Gene Ontology annotation, biological process: regulation of transcription by RNA polymerase II.
GCUACUUUGGUGUCGUUGUCAGUUCUCGCGGUAACGUCAGUAUUGGUAGUGCACUGUUAGCUUGUUGCUAAUCUCAUCGUAUACAGGUUUCAUGUCGACCUGAAAACUGCAAAUCAAAAGAAACACAACGGUCUGUGCAGUUAAAUCAUACACAGAGCUGCAAGACAAACAGGAGGAUGCCACACAACUUCCAGCCCGGAGACCUGGUCUUCGCUAAAAUGAAAGGAUACCCCCAUUGGCCAGCUCGGAUUGAAGACGUGGCUGACGGGGCAGUGAAACCCCCUCCCAACAAAAUACCCAUUUUCUUUUUUGGUACUCACGAAACAGCAUUCCUUGCUGCAAAGGACCUUUUUCCUUUCGAAAAAUACAGAGAGCGUUAUGGGAAGCCUAAUAAAAGAAAGGGAUUCAAUGAAGGUUUAUGGGAGAUCCAAAACAAUCCACAUGCUUCCUAUAGUGCACCUCCUGUGCCAGCCAGCUCUUCUGACAGCGAAGGUAACAAUGCUGGUGGAAGAAGUGAUGAGGAAGAAGAGGACGAUGAUGAAGAAGCUCCUGUGCCUCAGCGAGCAGAUUCAGGAAGUGAAGUGGACUCCGAUUCAGGCAGUGAAGACAGGGGACGGGGUGGAGGAAUGAAGCGCAAGCCACCAGCUGCAAAGAGGCCACCUCCUAAAAAAAAGGCUCGAGGUUCAUCUAGUGAUCGAGACAGUGGCUCUCCUUCUGAAUCAGAGCCCACCCCAUCUGAGUCAGAAUCUGCUAAAAACAGUGACCAGGAUUUUACUCCAGAGAAGAAAGGUGGACGAGGUGGAAAGAAGGCCGGAGCAAGAAGAAAGAAAAAGGCAUCAUCUGGAUCAGAUUCUGACUCAGGAUCAGCGUCAGAGAAGAAACCAGCAGACAGUGACUCGGAUGACGACAAACCCCGCCCAGCACUCUCCGGGUCAGAAUCACAGUCUGGAUCCAAAUCUGAAUCUGACUCUGAUCAACCUGCAAAGAAAGGUCCACCAGCACGCAAGAAGGCUGCAGACAAACCACCUCCAAAGCCUCGUGCACGGAAACCUAAGUCUGCUCCAGCAAAGCGAGCCCCUUCAUCAUCAUCUGACAGUGACAGUGACAGUGAACCAGACCGCAUCAGUGAAUGGAAAAAGAAAGAUGAGGAACGCCGGCGAGAGUUGGAAGAGCGUAGAAAAAAGGAGGAGGCAGAGGAGCUUCGUCGACUGCGUGAAAGAGAGAAGGAGGAGGAGGAGAAGAGGAAAAAAGACAAGGACAAGGGUAAAAAAGGGAGUGAGAGUGACAGCAGCAGUAGCUCAGAUGAAGGAGUGGAUGACCAUCCUUUGAAGAAAUCCAAGAAACCUCCACCGCCGCCCAUUCCUGCUCCCUCAGACUCAGAUUCUCCACCCGAGGUAAAGAAGCCCCCCAAAAAGACAGACAAUCAGAAAAAAGAAAAACUGAAACGUGAAAAGGAGAAAAAGGAAAGAAAGGAGAGAGAGUUAAAAGAGAAAAAAGCCAGACGGAUGGAGGAAAAGUCCAGAACAAAGUCGAAACCUGAAAAACCAAAACGCAAGCCAGAGAGACCAGAGAAGAAAGUUGAAAAGAAAAAGGAACCAUCUCCAGAAGAACAGCUGCAGAAACUCCACACAGACAUUAAGUUUGCACUUAAAGUGGACAACCCAGAUAUAGAUAGGUGUCUACAGGCCUUACAGGAACUUGAGAAUGUGCCAGUCACCAGCCAAAUCCUUCAUAAGAAUGCUGAAGUCAUUGCUACUUUGAAAAAGAUACGACGGUAUAAAGCCAGCACUGCAGUCAUGGAAAAAGCUACAGAGGUUUACAACAAAUUAAAACUACGCUUUGUUGGUAAAAGUGAGGUACCAGUUAAACCAAAAACUGAAGACAAGGACACAGCAAAUAAUGAAGACAUAGAAAACAAUGAUCCCACUCCAGUAAAUGGUGAAUCUGAAAAGAAGGAGGAGGCAGAAAAUGAGGACAAGAAUUCUAAAUCACCUCUCCAGGAAGAGAACAAUGAGCACCCCUCUUCAAGCCCAAGGCGGAGCCCAGACAGUCCUGCUGAACCACACUCACCUUCAUAUGAGGAAGGGGACAACUCAAUUUCUGCAGAGAUGGAGCCAGCAGCUGUGGAAAGCUGAGGGACUUUACUUGCGGCUACAUUGGACCAAGUGCUAAAAGAUGGUGGCCUAUUUGUUUGACCUGCACAGAACUACGGAGCCUCUUUUUCUGUUACACCAAUAGCAUUUGACAUUUUGUACUACAGUGAUUUUAAACCAGAUCCAUAUUAUUCAAGCUGAUCGAGCUGAUCUUCUAUUUAUCAUAACAAAAAGCUACAAAGUUUGUAAAGCACUGCAAAUCAUAUUUCUGAAAUGACUUUAAUACUUGAGGAGUCCUGGAUCUAUUCCACAGCCACUGCUUAACCUGAAGAACAUCUAAUAGUUUUGCAUAGGACUUGAAAUAAGACUGGACUGGGAGUACAGAAUGAUUCCGUUGUGAUUGCAGAAAGAAUUGGGGAUGUGCUUUUUGUUUUUCCGUUUGGCAUUUUGGUACAGAACUAAUGGCCUAUUUUGUUUUAUAUAAAACAUGCACAGACGUGAAAGGCCUGAUCUUUGUGAGAAUGAUUCUAAGAGACUUUGUAAGAAUACUGUCUUUUAUGUUCAUUACUUUUUUAAUGAUCUGAUCCAGUUUAUCAAUUCUGCAAUGUAAAGCCACUAACUGUCACUCAAACAUGUAAUUACAAGUGAGGUCCACAUGAUGUUUUAUAACCUUGUUUUCAAACAUUUUCAUCUACAAUUUGUCUAAUUGCAGUGAAGCUUUACACCUUGCACUCACCCUCAGUGUCAGCUUGAAGUAUAUUCAAUGAGUACUUGUACAGACUGAGACCUUACCUGUAAAAUCAGAUCUCAUGUAGCUGCAGCUUGUGAUACUGUCCUGUCUCAUACUACCGGUGUUUUAGUCGUAUAUAAAUUGGUAAAAGCAUUUCUAUCACUUAGUUGAGAGAUGAAUAAAGAUCUCAGCAUGGU